Messenger RNA from Staurois parvus, 328 nucleotides. Lineage: Eukaryota; Metazoa; Chordata; Amphibia; Anura; Ranidae. The record is from the annotation of a GenBank genome assembly.
AUGUGUCCCCUGCAGCGUCCCCGGCCAUCUCCUCCGGCCGAUGCCGACAUCCGACUUCUGUGUUCCGGUCCCUGUGACGUCAAGAUGUACGGGGCGGCGGCGGGAAAUUUUUUUAAAUUUUAAAAAAAAUUUUACAUUGCUGUUUCAACCCAUUUCACAUACAUUUUGUCCCGAGUUCUUUGUCCUGUGCCCUGCCUGCAUUUUGACUGUUUUCUGCCUGGAAACUGAGAAAAGUCCAUGGCGUCCAAAAAGCGUCCCUGUAGGUCAAAAGCGGUUUUAGACCAGCUAGAGAACAGCGAUAGUAAAUCAGAACCACUUGCAGAAUUGA